UCUGCAUUUUGCAUUCCCCUUCCUUCAUUUCCUCCGAUUUCCAAAGAAUAAACCAUGGCUGAGAUUGCAACCAUUUUUCUCUCUCCCUUCCUUCAAGUGUUUUUUGAAAAAAUGGCAUCUGGUGACUUCGUUGACUUCUUUCGGCGACGAAAACUCUCCGAUGGACUCUUAAAGAAGUUGAAGACAACAUUCCUGACCCUCAAUGCAGUGUUUGAAGAUGCGGAGGAAUUGCAAGUUACGAAGCCUGUUGUGAAAGAGUGGCUUGAUGAGCUGAAAGAUGCAAUCUAUGAUGCGGAGGACGUCUUGGAUGAGAUUGCUACUGAAGCCAUGAUAAACGAGUUGGAUGCUAAAUUUAAAACCACUGCAAGCAAGGUACGAAAGUCCAUCUCUGUUUUUCAUAAUUCUUUUGUCAAAGAGAUAGAGCAAAAGAUAAAAGAGGUUCUUAAAAGACUAGAAACUCUGGCAAAACAAAAGGAUGUUAUUGGCUUAAGAGAAGGAGUUGGAGGGAAAUCAUUUGAAAGAUUGCCCACGACUUCUUUAGUUGAAGAAUCUGAUAUUUGUGGUAGGAAUCAUGAAAAGGAUGAAAUAAUUAACUUGUUGCUCUCAGAUGAUGCAACCAGCAAUGAGAUGGGUGUUAUUGCCAUAUUCGGCAUGGGGGGGAUUGGCAAGACCACCCUUGCUCAACUUGUAUACAAUAACGACAGGGUGAAGCAGCAGUUUGACCUUAAAGCAUGGGUUUGUGUUUCCGAAGAAUUUGACGUGUUUAAGGUAACAAAAACAAUUCUGGAGGCAAUAACUUUGUCACCUUGUUAUGUUACGGAUCUAAAUCAGCUUCAACUUAAACUAAAUGAGUGUUUAAUGGGGAAUAAGUUUCUACUUGUUUUAGAUGAUGUUUGGAAUGAGAAUUAUGAUCAUUGGGAGACACUUUGCAAACCCUUCAAAUCUGGGACACAAGUAAGUAAGGUCCUUGUAACAACACGUAAUUAUAGUGUUGCAUUAGUCAUGCGUGCUAGUGCAAUGUCUCAUCAUCUGAAGGAGUUACCUGAAGAGGAUUGUUGGUCACUAUUUGCAAAACAUGCAUUCCAUGAUGGCAACUCUAAUGCACACGGAGAGUUAGAAGUAAUAGGCAGAAAAAUCAUAAAGAAGUGCAAAGGCGUUCCAUUAGCAGUCAAGGCAAUUGGUGCUGUCUUAAGAUCUAAACUAGAUGUUGAUGAAUGGGAUAAGAUAUCGGAGAGUGAAUUGUGGGAUUUGCGAAUUGAUGAGAUGGGUAUUCUUCCAGCUCUAAGAUUAAGCUACAAAUAUCUAUCUUCACAUCUAAAGCGAUGUUUUGCUUAUUGUUCAUUAUUUCCAAAGGAUUAUUCUUUCAAAAAAGAUCAAUUAAUCUUGUUAUGGAUGGCGGAAGGGUUCCUACAACAAGCCAAAAACAAAACAAUGGAAGAAGUUGGGAAUGAGUAUUUCCUCACUCUAGAAUCAAGAUCAUUAUUCCAAAAAUCAAGUGACGACAAUUCAUGUUUUGUAAUGCAUGAUCUUGUGAGCGAUUUAGCAAAAUCUAUAUCUAGGCAAUUCAUUUUAAGAUCAGAAGGUGAUUGUUCUCACAAAAUUGUAAACAAUACUCGCCACUUGUCCUAUUUUUCCGAACAAGAGUUUCACAGCUUGAAGAAGUUUGAGACCCUUCACAAGGCUAAGAGGUUGCGCACUUUCCUACAUUUAAAUAUGUUUAGUUACCCUUGGUUCUACUACCUCUUGAAUGGAAGAGUACUACAUGAUUUAUUGCCAACACUAAGAUGCUUACGAGUGCUUUCUCUGUUGAAGUAUCGGAACUUUACUGAAUUACCAGAUUCAAUUGGCAAACUCAAAUACCUACGUUACUUGGACCUUUCUUUCACAAACGUUCAAAGACUGCCCGAUUCUAUAUGUCAGUUGUACAAUUUGCAAAUAUUGAAUUUGUCAAUGUGUGUGCAACUUGCUGCAUUGCCAAGAAAGAUGUAUAAACUCAUUAAUUUACGGCAUCUUGAUAUUUCUGGAACCAGCAUAAUAGAGAUGCCAGAACAAUUUGGUAAAUUAAAAAGUCUCCAAACGUUGACUAAAUUUAGCAUCGGCAAACGUAGUGGGUCUUGCAUUAAGGAGUUAGGAAAACUCACAAAUCUUCGGGGAUUACUUUCUAUAUUGGAGAUCCAAAAUGUUGAAUCUCCUACGGAUGCUCUAGAGGCAAGCUUGAGGGAUAAAAAGUACCUUGAAGAUUUAGUAUUGGAAUGGAAUGUUGAUACUAAUUUUUCAGAAAGUGAGAGAAUUGUACUCGAAAGUCUCCGACCCCAUACAUACCUGAAAAGUCUCACUAUCAAACACUAUGGUGGUAAAAGUUUUUCGGAUUGGGUAGGGCAUCCUUCAUUCUCUAAUAUAGCAUCUAUUGAUCUACAUAAUUGUAAAUAUUGCAGCAACUUGCCACCCCUUGGACAGCUACCUUCUCUACAUAAUCUCUCUAUAGUUGGGUUUGAUGGAGUUGUUACAGUGGGCCAUGAAUUUUGUGGCAACAGUUCUUCUUCAUUCAAGUCCUUUGGAGCCCUAAAAGUUCUAAAUAUCGUGAAGAUGGCGAACUGGGAGGAAUGGAUUUCUUCUGGUGCCGAAAAUGGAGGAGCAGCUUUUCCUCAACUUGAAGAGCUUUAUAUUAAGGACUGCCCUAAGCUAACAGGAGGAUUGCCAGUCCAUCUUCCUUCUUUAGCAAUACUUGAGAUUGAGAACAGCCCACAGUUGGUGGCUCCACUCCCGAGGGUUCCUGCUAUUCGUAAGUUGAAGCUAAGCUAUUGUAAUGAGAUGUUAUUAAAGGAAUUGCCAAUUGGAAUGCAUACGCUCGAAAUUGGAGAAUUUAAUGCAUUAGAGUCCCUUCCCGAGGUAAUGAUCCACUCCAAUGGCAAUCUUCAAGUGUUAAUAAUUCAAAACUGCCCUUCACUUAUGUCCUUUCCAAAGGAUCGUUUUCCCUCUACAUUAAAAACCCUCUACAUCAGAGGUUGUUCUUCACUUGUUUCCUUUCCCGGGAGAAUGACAGACUCCAACAGCGGCAUUCAAAUGUUAGUGAUCUGUGAUUGUUCCUCACUUGUGUCCCUUCCUAAGGAUGGUCUUCCCUCAACGUUAAAAACCCUUGAAAUUAGAGAAUGUGUGAAGUUAGAGCUCCUGACACACUUGGAGUGUUCAUACCUUGAAAAAUUGGAGUUGGUCAACUGUGAUUCUCUCAAGUCCUUUCCAUUAGAUUUAUUCCCAAAGCUUUCUGAUAUCCGAUUCUGGUCCUGUAGCAAUCUGGAAUCUCUUACAGUUCCAGAACAUUAUGAACACGAUUUAGUCACCUUGCAAAUAGAUAUAUCUUUUUGCCCUAAUUUUGUAUCUUUUCCGAAAGGGGGAUUGCGUGCCCCUAGCCUUACAUCGCUUUCCAUGAAUAAUUGUGGGAGUCUGAGAUCACUGCCUAACAAGAUGCACAUACUCCUCUCUUCUCUUCAGAAUUUGGAUGUAAUUGUCUGUCCUGAAGUUGAGUCGCUUCCUGAAGGGGGCUUGCCAUCCAAUAUGAAAAGUAUUAUCAUUUCUGAAUGUGACAAACUUGUUGCUAGUCGGAUGGGGUGGGAUUUGCAGAACCUCCCAUUUCUUACUAGUUUGACAAUCAUUGGCAUACCUGGUGUGGAGUCCUUCCCAGAGGCGCAGUUGCUGCCCACCAAUCUGACCUUUCUUUACAUUUCUAACUUUCCAAAUUUGAAAUCUUUGGACAAGGGGCUUCAACUCCUCAGUGCUCUUGAAAACCUGUGGAUAUUUAACUGCACUAAGCUCAAGUACAUGCCAGAACAGGGGCUGCCUCCCUCCCUUUCUAUUCUAAAAAUCCUCAAUUGUCCUUUGUUGAAGAAAGACUGGCAAGGUAAACAGGGAAAAGAAUGGCGCAAGAUUGCUCACAUAGAAGAAAAAUGGAUUGAUGGCGAAUUGAUUGAAUACUGACUCGCGCCCAAGCCACCUUUGUCGCACCCCAAAACAAGUACAUCUGAUCUGAUGUGGGCAGUCGAUCCUCUUGCCCAAUGGAGGGAAGGAGUUGGGAUAAUGGGUCGUCGUCAUUGCUAUCGCCAUCCAAGCUUUUGCCGGUGUACUUGUGAAAGUGUUGUGCCAAAUCAACAUCAUGGGCAUUUCGGUUUCUUUUUCUUUUGUUGGAAGUGUACGUGUAGGUUCUGAAUAACCAUUCAGCACCUCAACUCCUAAAAGAUGCUAAGAUGAAAAGGGCCACUUUUUGGACAAAUUAAUUUUAGGAGGAUCGACCCUCUACUAAGGUUCAUGCUGCCCCAGGCGGUGGAUCUUCUUUGGAUUACCUCUUUGGUGGUGGGCCUGGUGGUAGUGGUAACUGAGAUAUGCCAUCCUAUGGACCGUACCAGAUGGAAUUAAUGUUUGUUGAUUUUUGUGGAACCUGUGCUUCAGAUGAGGCAAUGGAAACUUGCUGGAUUAUGUGAUGUAAUAUAUUGGUUUUGUGGUUGUUGUUUCGAAAA
Molecule: messenger RNA, 4508 nt
Organism: Alnus glutinosa
Lineage: Eukaryota; Viridiplantae; Streptophyta; Magnoliopsida; Fagales; Betulaceae
Product: putative disease resistance RPP13-like protein 1
Exons: 4
Coding region: 55-3972 (1305 amino acids)
Biological process (GO): defense response to other organism
Molecular function (GO): ADP binding
Source: RefSeq, a predicted model, not a curated record